AUGAAGAUAUCUCUCGUCCUUCUCUCCUUCCUCGUCCUCCUACCUCUCUCCCUACAAGAUCCAAACCCAAAAGUCAAAGCACCGAGUCGGGCCCACGCGGAGCUCACGAGUUAUGGCUUUCCAAUAGGGCUGCUUCCUCUAUCCGUAAAGGACUACUACAUCAACAAAACCUCCGGAGACUUCUCCCUUCUCCUCCACGGCACAUGCAAAAUCACGCUUCCACCAGAUAACUACCUCGCGACUUAUUCGGACAAGGUAACGGGUCGGAUCACGCAUGGUCAGAUCGCUGAGCUCCGUGGGAUUCGUGUCAGGGCGUUUUAUCAGUGGUGGUCUAUCACCGGGAUUCGAUCCGCUGGGGAUAGUCUUGUCUUCGAGGUUGGUGUCGUGACCGCCAAGUACCCUUCGAAGAAUUUCGACGAGAGUCUUGAUUGCGAAGGAACUCGAGCUUCUUCUUGA
Messenger RNA from Eruca vesicaria subsp. sativa (arugula), 456 nucleotides. The record is from the annotation of a GenBank genome assembly. NCBI's taxonomy places the organism in Eukaryota, Viridiplantae, Streptophyta, Magnoliopsida, Brassicales, Brassicaceae.